GGUAAAUUUAAGGUAAUUACGUGAAGGUCUAACUGGGAUGCAAGGACAGAGGAGUUGCUGUUCUUGCCAUUGACAUGCUCUGGCUUGUUUCCAAAAUUUCAGCUGCAUUUCGUCUUCCACGCUUCGAGCUUCUGUAUAAACGGAUGCCUGAUCUUCGUCUUCGUCUUCGGGUCUCCCACCCGUCGCAUAUAUAAACCCCCUCUUUCUUUCUUCUCGACCUUCAACCGUCCGUCUACAAACCUUCCACAUAACGAAACACACGUCUUCUCCCAUUAAAGGAGAUUGGAGACAGUAAUGGCCUACCAACCCGGGUACCUGGGCGUCAGUGACGCAGUUCCCCGGCGGUCUCGCCUCCAAGCCCUCAUAGCACUUUCCACCACCAUCCUCGCCCUCGCCAUCCUCAUCUUCGUCGUCGUCUUCGCCGUCUUCGGCCUCCGCGACAACGCCGGCGACGGCAAAUGGAUCCCCGUCGCCGCAGCCGUCGGCAUCUCCAUCAGCGUGGUCGUCGCCGGCAUCAUCCUCUUCUUCCUCAAGUGGUGGGAGUGCGUCCGGUCGCGAUACCCUUCCAUGCCGGGAAAUCGACGCCACGGCUACCGGAUGGACAUGGAGCCCAUCAACAGCUACGCGGACUUUCGCGCGCUGGACUCGCCUACCAAGAUCGGCGUGGUGGCGAAUGCCGUCGGACGCUGGAUCGACGGGCUGGCCAUGGCUUUGUUCCCUUGCCGCGACCGCGAUCGGCUCCGCAAGUUGGAGGACCGGAAUCGGGAGAGGAUGCAGCACCCUGCCUACGAGAUGUCCCGUGCUGUGGAGCAGCAGCAGCAGCAGCCCCCUGGGCCGCGAAGAGUGAGCGCUACGUUGUCGUCGCAGGGCCAUGUGGUCGAGCAUCCGAACAGUCGUGGAGACGGCGAAAGUCGGCGGCCUUCUGAUCGGGCCAAAUUCAACUCUUUCGACAGCGUCGUCAAUAAGAAGGGGAUCCUCAAGGACGGAGAGAGGCAGAGUCGGCAGGCAUCCACUUCGUCUCAGGCAGCAGCAGCAGGAGCAGCAGCAGCCCUUCGAGAUGCAAACGAUCCCCACCAAAACAACAAUGGUUCUGUUCCGGACGAGCGCCCUCGUGUGCCAAGCAUCGACGCGGAGCCCCCUUCGACCGAAAGAACGAUCCAGCAUCCUCCCCCCACUGCACAUAGGCAGGCCGAGUUCACGGGGAGGAACGCGCGCUGGGACUCCGUCGGCGACGAAACUUUCCGCCCCGGCUCCCAAAGAACAAGGCUCGAACCCGUAGCCGCACCCGCUUCCCCGCGCGACCGCCACGGUUCGAUGCAGUCGGACGCUUCCCAGAACUCCACUCGAUCGACGACGUACCGGCCUCAUUCCGUCGCCGAAGCCCCGAGCUCCCUGCGCAGCUCCAUUAGCUCCGUGCGUCUCGACAACAACAGCCCUGGGAUGAUGUAUGCGCCCCUCGCAGUGCCGCAACGCCACGACCGUCUUAGUAUUCCUGACGUCUCUCGCGACUUGCCUCCCCGCGGUGGCAUCUCCGGGAUCUCCACUCUCCCGUCACAGAGGGGUCGUCACCGUGGGAGCUGGAGCAGCAGGGCCGGCAUGACGGCCCGGCCUCAACCCCCUCCGGACUUGAGGCGCUAUAGUGCGGCGCAAAUGGAGCAGAGUCUGCGUGACGAGGGCGCAUUUCGUCCGCUUGACCCGUCGUCGCGGCGGAAUGCGACUGAUAUUCUGGAACAGAUGGAACGAGACGGAAGGGGGUCGCGCGUGCGGUCGACGCAGGAUAUCUUCCAGGACACGAACCAGCGUCGCUAGUCCUAAAGAUCGAGAGAGAGGAAGAGUUGUCUUUGUCACGUGUGGUGCUGUGAAGGAACGGUUAUACGGGGUUCAUCUCGGCACGAGAAGGUUAAAGUUGGGACACUUUGGCUGGCGGGGUUUUGGCCUCUGGAAAAGGGUACAUGGUGGGAGGACACGGGGAUAGAUAGAUUUCAGUGUAAACGCUUGCUUGCUAGCUGGCAACUCUAGGAUCGUCAACCUCGAACCGUCAGUGGCUUCAGGUUCGCCGGGUGCUGGUGCAGCU
Sodiomyces alkalinus F11 is the source of this 2074-nucleotide messenger RNA. RefSeq lists its product as hypothetical. The coding region runs from base 295 to 1809 and encodes 504 amino acids. The transcript is spliced from 2 exons. Lineage: Eukaryota; Fungi; Ascomycota; Sordariomycetes; Glomerellales; Plectosphaerellaceae. The record is from RefSeq and is a predicted model, not a curated record.